Messenger RNA from Capsicum annuum, 438 nucleotides. NCBI's taxonomy places the organism in Eukaryota, Viridiplantae, Streptophyta, Magnoliopsida, Solanales, Solanaceae. The record is from the annotation of a RefSeq genome assembly.
AUGGGAUGGGUGAUCCAUAAGAUCAUUUGGCGAGGUUCAGCCGGGAUCUUUCUGGAAAUCAAAACUGGUUUUGUUGAGGAACGAAGUAGCUCGUCGCUUACCCGCAUUUCUCUUGGUAUACCCACCUGUGUGCCUCCUAAUUCCGUGAAGUCCUUGGAGCAUGUGCGAUUUAUUCAGGAUCCUUGUCAAGAAAGAAGUAAGUCCCUUAUUCUUUCUUUUAUGUUAAAAAGCCUGGACUCGAAGAGGGAGUCGAUUCACGUACUUCACCAUUUCCUGGGUCCUUAUCGCCUUUCCCCGGUUCAGGGUAUGGGUUCUUUCUCUAUGUUUGAAAGUCCCGGUGUGAACUCCCCUACUGAUCUGACUCCAGCGGAUUCUCGAGAAGCCAAUUCUCUCUCUCGAUCUAGAUCUACUUUACCGACAAGAGCUCUUAAUGAAUGA